Scylla paramamosain (green mud crab) is the source of this 11831-nucleotide messenger RNA. It is a transcript of the gene Gapvd1, whose product is annotated as GTPase-activating protein and VPS9 domain-containing protein 1-like. The coding region runs from base 144 to 4880 and encodes 1578 amino acids. Gene Ontology annotation, cellular component: cytosol; endocytic vesicle. The transcript is spliced from 21 exons. Gene Ontology annotation, molecular function: small GTPase binding; guanyl-nucleotide exchange factor activity. Gene Ontology annotation, biological process: vesicle-mediated transport; regulation of GTPase activity. NCBI's taxonomy places the organism in Eukaryota, Metazoa, Arthropoda, Malacostraca, Decapoda, Portunidae. The record is from RefSeq and is a predicted model, not a curated record.
GGUGAGGGGCGAGAGUUGCUGUGGCGUUGUGGUGGUGAGUGUGCUGCCCGUGUGCUGAAGGGGGUGUCUGAGUGUGUUAAUUGGUCUGCGUGGAGGUGUGGGGUCAAAGAAGCAAGUGACACGGGUGGGAGAGGUGUAGCAGCAUGGGAAGUCUUCAGUCUGACAUUGGGGAGUUGGCUCACCACUUGAAGCAGGAGAAACUCUUCUUAGAGGCAGAAAAGCAUCAGAUACAGCUGCUCAAUGAAAAAGUGAGAAAGACCAUUGAGCGAGCCUACCAUGCAUCUUGGGUGCGUGGGGAGCAACAGAGAAACUACCAUGACUUGGUGCUGCAGCCACACUCCUCCCCACCCACUUGCUGUCAGCGAGCAAACUUGCUCAACCAACUCAAGUUUGUUGAUGGAUACAAAGUUCUGGGAUUCAAUGAGGCCCUUUAUGGGGACCUGCUGUCAGGUCUCCGUGAAAACCCUCGACUCCUGGCGCGAUGCUUGGUGCUCGGGGAGAAACAGAGUCAGGAAGCAAUGCAGAUGGCAGCGAGGACAGUGUUUGCCUCCAUCUAUGCCAACUGUCUCUUGCCUGAUGAUGAGACAUAUACUCUCAACCUGCUGAAGCACCUAAUGGAGCUGCAGCUGGCCACCUCAGAGACCCCGCGGCGCCUCCUGCGUCACGGCUCCUGUGCCUUCAGUCAGAUCUACCGGGCCUAUGUAGACUCUCUGCCUCAGGCCAAGGUUUUCCUGACAGCCGCCCUCCAUCAACCCAUCAUGCAACUCCUGAUGGAGGAUGAACUCUUCCUUGACAUAGACCCCUCCAAAGCUGCUGUUCGCUUCCUGCCAGAGGAACGCACCCGCAGGUUUGGGAAGGAGGGCACUCCGGAGUACAACGCUGCCUUGGCCAAGUACCGAACAUGGACCAUUACCAAGCUUGUCAAAAUCACUGAGAGGUUCAUAGAAAGCAUCAAAGAGGCAAUGAACUGCUUCCCACCUCAGCUGUCCUGGCUGGUCCGGAUCCUGUACGACGUCCUCCUCACAGCCAAGAGAACAGAUACCAGGGAGGUCAAUGCUAUCUGUGUUGACUUGGUGUUUGCCUUCUUUCUCUGCCCAGCGCUGGUCACCCCAGAGCCUUAUGGGAUAUGUGAUGCUCCCAUAUCACACAUUUCCAGUUUCAAUCUGAUGCAGAUUGCUCAAAUUUUGCAAGUCCUGGCAAUGAGCCGAUGGGAGACUCAUGAUCCAAGGCUGUCUGAUCUUUACUCCCACUUUGACAAGGAGGUAAUGUCCAGUGUGGUGGAUGGCAUCCUGGAGGGUGGAGGUACAGAAAUGCCACCACCAGCCUCAUGCCUCAACAGUCCUCUCAGCACACUCAUUCGCUCCUCUUGCCUCAUUCCCGAGCCUCGGCUGCACUCCUUCGUCGCCUUCCUGAACACUGUACUGACUGAAUUGCUUGAUGAUGACAUGAUGCGUAAGGACCUGGAGUCAGUUAUUGGUCGCCUCAAGUCCUCCCACUUGUCUCCAGUCCCUUCCACCAGCUCGGCCAUCUCCACCCCAAACACAACCAAGAAGAAUCUGCUUGGACGAGUCAAGAACAACAGGAUCAAGGCCAACAAGAGUCACAGUGAGGGGAGUGGAGACUCAGACUCCCUAGGAUCACUGCAGGAUUCCACUGGGGGAAGCUCCACCCAGCUACCUGCUCAGGGGAGUCUGGAGGAGGCAGAGCCAGUACAGCCAGCCCUGGACUAUGACACAGUGCUGGUCAUCUCCUUGAACACCUUCAGUCCACCAGAGUGCCCCGGAUUAAUGGCAGAGGAAAAAGUCCUGUCCACAGUCCAGGCAUCCAAGACAACCUCCCGUGUGAGAAUGAAUGUGGAGGAUGAGGGGGACGGAGGAGGGGGAGAGGCCACCAUUGAGAAGAGGACAAGGUUUUCUCUCUCCCAUGAUGAGGGAUCCAUUGGUAAUACCUCAGACAACCUAGAGGCAAUCAGUGAGGCAGCCAGCAACCAUAGUGUUGCCUCUAGCUUGGAUGAUGUUGAGCAGGAGGACCAGCCAGACAACCUCUCAGACAUGGUGUCAGCCAAUGUCUCCGGCCGUGGCACUCCCAAUGUGUCUGGGCGGGACACACCUUCCUCCCAGGUGACAGAGGGGGAGGAGGCUGGACUCAGGGGUGGGGAGGAGAACCAGCCUCCCCCACCCAAUGUUCCUGUCACUGUCCCAAAGUCAGCUGGGGCUGAUAUUGAAGAAAAAUUUGGUCGAUUUGAGAUCAAACCCAUGAUUGGUGGAGAUGAGACAAUCUCCCUUGUGUCAGACACCUGGAGCACUGAUGUGCUGGCCAGUGACUCAGAGACCAUCGAGGCAGCUGACCGGGCUGAUCGUGGAGACCAGUUCCAUGAGCAGCUCCUGAAUCGGCACCUGGCAGAGCUGGAUCAGAUGCAGGGAGAGUACCUCAGUGGUGAUGCCACAGGCGAGACCUUUGAAACUGCCUCUGAGGCCUGGAGUACUGAUGUCCUUGCCUCAGACUCAGAAAGGAUGACUGAGUUUGACACUGAUGAUGCUCAGAGUGUGGCACGCUCAGAUGACACGGGACGGUCUGAAAUGGAGGUGGAGCUUGGGGGAGGAGAUCUCCUGCGACCAGAGCCUCUUCCUCAGGAGGACAACAUUACUCCCCGUGCUCAGGGCUCCCGCUCUCCUGUGGAUGGAGCUGUUGGGGGUAGCAGUGGCAGUGGCAGUGGAGGAAUACUCAAGCCUGUACCUGUCCUGCCACCAUCCCAGCUUGCUGAAACAAGUGGUGUUAUGCCCAGUGGUAUCCUGAAACCCAUCCCAAUGCUAAACAGAGCUGGCCGCCCAGCCACACCUCCAAGAGUGGAGUUCCAGCCCAUCCACCCUGCAGGGGAGGGGGAGAGAAAUCUUAUGGACAGCAGGGAAGGGGAGAGUACAUCUCAGGCUGACCAGGAGGUCGCUUCUGCCACACAGUCCUUGGGACGCCUAAGUCUCAACUUGUCCACAUUGCCCAACAAUGGCAUUGUGUCUGGUGAUCAGCAUUUACUGUUGAACAGCUUCAUUGGGGAGGGAGGGAGAGCAGGACCCUGUGCUCCUUUAAUGGAUCUGGGAGGCAGCAGUGGAUCUGCUGAGGGUAGCCACAUGGCAGUGCACCACAAGCUGGCUGCCUCCAGUGACCGUGGCUCUGGUGAGGACAGCAGCCUGCACCUUAGCACUACCAGCCUGGCAUCCUCCAGCAGCUCUGGCUCAGAUGUGGUUGGAGGCUCAGGAAAGCUAAGGUCUACACCAGGUGUUAAUGCCAGUCCUGCCCCUGAGUCUGGGGAGGUGCCUGAGCCUAAUGCCCCAGGAGGCAGUAUGGCAUCCACGGGAGCCAUUCCAAAGAGCAUCAGCUUUGACAAGACUGCUGAGCGGGGCGACCGUGAUCUGCUUGAUGCAGAUGCUAAACACAAGCGUGGAUUUUUCAAGAACUUCAAGCUUCCUGGAUUCAAGACACGCCGCAAGCCAGGCACCCGGUCUGGUGAUGAAUCCAGCUACAUCCGGGCUGGCCUUACUGGACCAGAUGCCAACAUCCGCCGUACAAUGUCAGAAGAGAAUCGUCCUCCCAUCAUUGAGGAGACCAGUGAUGACAUCCUGGCCAAGUACCGGAACAAGAAGCCCAGUGUGGACGUCUCAGAGACAGAUGGCAACAUGAUGGCUAACCAGCAUAACCUUCCAGCAGGUGAGAUCCCUAAGACAGAGGAAGAUGAGAGGCUGUACAUUGAUCCAGCAAACAUAGAAGCAAGUUAUGCCUUCAUGGAUGCCAAGAGAAAGCUGCGGCUUGUGCUGAGCAUUGCGGAUUUCUCUAUUUCUCCCCAUGUGCCUGAGUUUGGGAUGCCGGGUAGUGCAGACAACAGCAUUGACAGUGAUGUACUCACCUGGCUGCGGUGUCAGCUGGCUGAGGCAACCAAUCUUCAUGACCGCUCCCUGGUGGCCCAACUACAUGAAACUCUCCGCUGCGUCCAGCUGUUUGAUGCAAAGGGCAGAGAACAGCUGGUGAGGAGCCUGAUAGAUGACUACCGCACCCGAUCACCCUAUGUGGCCUACCUGGUGCGCAGCCGACAGGGUCUUCUCACCACCAUAGCACACCUGGAGAAGCUGCUGUCAAGGAUCAAGGCUGAUUCCGUGGUGGUGAUGUCCUCCAUUGUGGGCGUGUGUGUGCGGAUGUUCCUGGAACGGCGGGAUCAGUGCCUCGGCCGCUUCACCCAUGAUUUCACUCUCCUUACUGUGCCUGACGAGAAGGUACAACUGGUGGAGAACUUCCUCACUCAGCUGUACUCAGAGCUGGAGCGUGACCCCAUGUGGAUCAGUCUUUCCCCCGCCCACAUUUCAGGCAGUACCAGGGAGCAGCUAGAUGCCGCCCAGUUAGUGUUGGAACGCGUUGUCAUGUCCCACAUCUACAUUCAUGCUCUCUAUCCCAACGGUGAUGGGGAUGUGUCCAGAGAUCAAGUAUUGCAUGAACACAUGAAGAAACUGGCAGCUGUUAUCACCCCAACUCACAAGGACCUGAGGAUACCCAAGCUGUACCAGUAUGAGUGUCCAUGGCCCAGUGCACAGGCAGAGAUUGUGAGCAUCAGUGCAUACAAGACUCCCGGGGACAAGCUGCAGUGUGUGGUGAGAGCCUCACAGACCAUCAUGAACCUGCUGUCUCUUGCCCACGAGCAGUCAGUGCCUGCUGCUGACGACUUCAUGCCGGUGCUUGUCUACGUCCUUAUCAAGGCUAACCCUCCAGCGCUGCUAUCCACAAUGCAGUAUGUCAACUUGUUUUAUGAGAAGCGGCUCAAGGGGGAGGACCAGUAUUGGUGGACGCAGUUCUGUGCUGCAAUUGAGUUCAUCAAGACAAUGGACUAUCACCUCUGACAUGGUGAGCAGGUGUCUCAAGCUGGACAUUGUUUGUGCCAUUACUAGCAAGGUGAGAACCAUGGCUGUAACCAUUGUUAAAAAUGUGAUCUUUCUCUUGGAUGUACAAGUUAUUUUUCCAAAACUGGGUGAUAUGGAAGACAGCACAAAAAAUCAUGUAGUGGUGAAGGACUAAAGGGAAUUUGGUAAAUAAUGACUGGUCUCUUAUUCUAGGAGAGGUGAGUCUGAUAUUGUUUUUAGGAUUCAGGUUUAUUUUUGUGCAGUAACUGUGAUGCCAGACAGCAAGAAAUGCUCAAGUCUCUUUUGACGUAAGCUGGAAAACUCUCAAAUUGAUUCACAGCAGGAAUCUUCAUGAAUGGGAAACUGGUUAGGUUAGAUGUUGUAUGAUUUUCAUAUUUAAAACAUAUGCAAAAUAUAAAUAGUCUUGUAUUUGAUUUUCUAAGCAUAAUAAUGUAUGCUUCAGGUGAACAUGGUAUUUUAAAGUACAGCUCUCCCCUAGUAUUAGGUCUGUCCUUGAGCACCUCUCCCACCAAAGCCAAACCUGAAAAUUUUACAUUCCACAAUGUCUGUUAUUUUUUGGUACUUCUAGAAUCUAGAUAGUACAGUAAAUUUUUAAGACAUUUUCUAUUGAAAUAGCUUGGCUGGUGUGGAACAGACUCACAGGUGAAGUAUUCGGCCCUUUCAGUCUGUUGUGCAUAGAUUUCUGAUUGUAAUGAGUGAUAUGAUUCAACUGUCUAAAGUAUAUUUUAAUGGCUACUAUUUAAAACAUGCAAAGGUCAUGCCUUGCUUGACAAUUCUAUAACUAAUUUGGCCUCAAAAUUCUCUUUAUCUGAUUUGUGAUUUCUUCAAUUUGACUAAUGACAGUAUUUAUUUAUUUAUUAUUUAUGUAUCUAUUUAUUGAUUUUGAUUUUGUGGAAGAUACAAAGCCUAUCUUGGAGGACCAAACAACUCUUGUGUGGCUACUUGCUUGAUGUGAUACUCAUACCUUAUAUUUUUGUAGUGCGCAUCACCAAAGAGAACUGUGAACACCCUCAAAAGUUUCCUGUUCAGGGCAUUUCAAAGAGAAUAAAAAAAUGAAAGACCUUGUGUGCUUGUGGCUUGCAAGAUGUUGAGUUCAUUCACUUUGUUGAAGUAUGCAUAGCUUGCCAUCUGUGCACUAUCACUCUCUCUCUGAGCUGGUGAGAAUGUCUGUCAUUUUUAAAUGUCACUAUCUUGCUGAAGUUUACUGUUUAAGUAUAAUUUAAAAUCAGGCUGAUGAACUUCCAGUGUGAUCUCUUUUCUCUUCUCACACUUACUGAAAACAGUUGGGUUUGUCACCACACAAACAACAGUAUAAAAAAUUUCCCUUAGUAAAUAUGCCAUCUCUAACCAAAUAUGUCAUUAAGUGUUAAAUUCAGUUCAGUAUUUAAGCAUUUAAUUAAGUGUGUAAGCACAGAUAGAAUUCCAGGUGCUUAUUGAGAUGUUCUGAUAGCCAAGGUGCAAUAAAUAACAAGUGAUAGAAUAAUUACAUAUUGCAAGAAACAAAAAAGCAUAUCAUUGGGUUUGUGUGUGUUAGUGUGGCUGGCAACAUAGAGCAAGGAGGGUGAGAGGACUGCCCUUGACCCCUCCUGCAGUAGUGCUUCCAUUGGUAUUGAUUGGUGGCUUGCUGGUCCGCUGCCUACACCUAUGCUUUUAUUUCAUGACACUGUCCCGGAACGUGGCUGUGUGAAUUGCUUACAUGUGGCAGGCUCUGAGAACUUGCUAGGUGUAAGGAAGUCUGUCCUAAUUUGGAAGUGCCUCAGAGGUCUUGUAUGAUUGAUGAAAAUGUAUUUGAAUAGUUAUCUAUCAUAUCACUGCAUUUAUAUAUUUAUUUCUUAUUUAUAAUGUAGUGUUGUUUUCAUUGGUCACUUAAUGUGCAAAAAUCUGUAGGUUGUAGUGCAUGUAUUUCGUAUGCAUGUUAGACAUACAUUAUCACCUGGAUGUGAUCUGCUUCAUUUAGAUAUGUCAUGCUUUAUCUUAGGAGCUUCAUUAUGUAAGCCUACACCCACCCUAGCACAGGUGAUGGCCAGUGUAUUGUGAUAGCAGCCCUACUGUCCAAGGCACUUGGGAAACUAACACUACUGAUGAAAGGUUGCCGCUGUAGCUUUACAUUACGGACAGUUUAUUAGGACAGUUUGGAGCUUGAGGGUUUCAAUAUGCAAGGGUAUUUUUUUGUCUUAUGUGUAAUUGGAGACUGGAUGCUGCAGCCAGUUAAUUCCUCAAAGGAGAAAUGUGUAUACCUGCAGUGCCACUUGAUGAAGGAAAACACAAUGCUGUACCUUUCAGUAUUUUCAGUGAUAGUGAAGAAUUUAUUUGAUUUGUGGAUUGAGUUUAAUAUAUAAAUAUAUUUUUUGUCAUCUGUUGAUUGAACAAACUGUCAUUAGGGCUAGAUAUGCAAAGGGCAACAAGUAUGAAUAGAAGUCCUGACGUGUUUCAGCUGUAUCAAAAUACUUGAUGGAGGAAAGAGUUUGCAGCUGUAUUGACAGUGGCUAGUGUCAUCAGCCUGGUGUAUAGCCACACUCCAAAGCAAUUUUUGUGUGGUAUAUUGUAAGCACAUCAAUGUCAGUGACAUGAGCAUAUAUUAAAGUGUAAGGACAUAGCAUGUUAGGUUGUAUGGUGGAACCAGAAGUUAAUGAAAGAAUACAGAUCUUGUGGUCUUCCGAGUUGAAAUCCCCAUGAUAACUAUUGAGCAGCUAAGGCACUGCAGUGAUUUCCAUAGGAAUUAGAUUGUACCUGAAAGCAGUGAGAACAGUGUCACUCGUGGUGGUUGCACCUGCCUUGAGAAAUGUGUGCAUUUUGAGCAUAACUGAAAAAAAGAAAAGAAAAAAAAGAUUUACUUGCAAAUACAUAGAGUUUUCUGCUUCCUGUGCCACUAGUAUUACACAGGAGGUGCUAUCCCAGAACCCCUUAGCGAUGAUGUCAUGCAGUGGUGCACACUUGCUUUCUGUUCUCAUACUUGCCAGACACGUUUGUAUUUCUGUUUGUGCUUUUCCCGUUUGUGUCCAAAGCACUUAGAGAUUCACUCGCUUACACUGCCUUUUAUUCUAGACUCCAGCACUUUCUGGGUGUGUGUAUACAUAUGCAUUGUAUUUUGUGGUGCCUAUUUAACUUUAUUUUAUGCUUUGCUACAGGUGAUAAGAAAAGGUGUUAUAGAUACAAGGACCAUAUGAAUUGCAUGUUUGUGUAGAUAAAUAUCCUGCCUUUAUGUCCUGUAUUCUGAUAUUAGAUUUUUGUUUUGUGUUUUUCUAGAGGAAGUUACAGUGAUGUUAUCAUGCAUUUUUUUUAUUUGCUUGCCUUGAAAUUUUCUUGCACAUGAAUUCUAUAUCAAAAUUUGCCAGAUAUGAUGCCUUUUGAGAAUUAUUGCAAACAUUGCAGUCUGCUUAGUGACUAGUAUGUUGUGAAAACACAGGGCUUUGUAGUUUCUGGAAGUGAAUGAGUGUGUGCGGUCAGCUUUGACCACACACACACACACACACACACACACACACACACACACACACACACACACACACACACACACACACACACACACACACACACACACACACACACACACACACACACACACACACACACACACAUGCUGCUUGCUAGCCCAGUGAUAUUUUCCCUGGCUGUCACUCUGCAGACGGAGGUUAGUGAGCAGUCCUCUUUGAGCAAGGGGACAGAAUGUGUGGUGUAUUAAAGGCUUUGGCCCUUAAGCUCCACACCCUCACUGAGAGGGCAGAGCUGUCAGUCAUGAGUCCAAAACGUGAUUCUCAAGAACACAGUGAAUUACACACACACACACACACACACACACACACACACACACACACACACACACACACACACACACACACACACACACACACACACACACACACACACACACACACACACUUCCAGGUAACUGUAGUACUUCUUAAUUCUUCUGAUGCAGACUUGUUAGGCAGUACAUAUGUAUACAAGUUAAGACUCCCCCAAUUUGAGUGUUCAGCACCUCCCUACCCACCCAUCCCCAGACUACCUCAGUGAUCUGUCUUGACUAGACCUUCUGUACGUACAGUGUUUGGUAUUCAAGGUCUGUCCUAUGACUUACAUAGUUGUAGCUCUUACUUCAGGAAACUUCACCGUGAUGCAAGAAUCUUGUCCAUUGAUCUUUGUAGUGUCCUGCACCCUAGUCUUGAUUUUGUUGUGAUUUUUGCUCCCAUGUCUCUCCUUGUUACCUGUCUCUCCUUGAAUUGUUUUUGUUAUGGUCCAUUGCAUUUUCAGUGGCGUGAUCUUGUCCUGUAUGUCUUUCUUUAAUGUGCAAAAACCCUUCUAGCAUUCUACUUGUACAUAUUUUUACAACCAUUUAUUUUGACUUACAUUAAUAUAUACAGCAGCUCACUUGUCAUGCAAAGUAUACAGUCAGUUAUAGCCUGUAAACAAUAAUAUAAUAAUAAUAAUACUUUAAAAUAAUAAAAAAUAUAAAAAAAAGACUCACUGUGACAUUAAAACUAGAACCUUUUGUCUCGUCUUCUCAAUAGAUACUAAAGAGUUCUUUGAUCAUAUUUUCCCCGUGCUGGAAUUAGCUUUUCUUAUUUCAUUACCAUGUACCUCCAACAGAAAAUCUGUUUCCUGUGUCCUCAGUGUUAGUGGGUGUGGUAGUGAUCUGAUGCCCUGAGGAGGGAGGUGUUAUAAUGACAGCAGCUUUUACCUUCCUAGGUGAGGCCAGCAGCUGGAGACAGAGGCUGUGCAGGCCAAGCUGUUGCUCAUAAAGAACAGUAAAUUGAUUUCUGGACUUACUAAACAAUGCUGUUAUCCCAGUACAUGCCUCAUGUGUAUAUAGCAGAGUAUUUCUCUUUCAAUGUAAUCCAUUGUCAUAUCUUCAUUUUCUCUUGUAUUAGAAGCAGACUUUUUCACAGUAACAAAUUUAAAGUGGCUUAUUUAGCUGUGCCAGAACAGGGAGUUUUUUGUAUGCCAUAAAUUAGUAUUCUUAUCGCUCUUCUUUAUUGUUGAAACCAAAGGCUAAACAAGUUUUAGUAACUAAUAAGUAUGUUUAUAUUUACACAAACUGAAGGAUCUCUUUCCCAGCUUAAGAGCUUGUCCCUUUCAAGUUAUAUCAAGAUUAUGCAAAUAUUUUUGUAUUUGUUGUUUUCUUAUUAUCUGAUGCUUCUUUUCCAUUCCUUCCUUCAUCCUCCCCUCCACUUCCCAUCUCUAUUUGACCAUCCCCACACAUUCUUAUAUGCCUCUCAAUAAAACACACUACAUAUCCUUGCACGCACACACACACACACACACACACACACACACACACACACACACACACACACACACACACACACACACACACACACACACACACACACACACACACACACACACACACACACACACACACACACACACACACACACACACACACACACACACACACACACACACACACAGACACACACACACAGUUUGGUUCUUCCCCUAUGAGAUGUAGCUUUCUUCCUUGACUCGUUUUAGGUUAUAGUACAUAGUGAAGUCUUCUUCCUGUCUUUUUCCAUUGGUCUCUAGUCAGUCAAGCUGAUUGGAGUGAGGACAAAAUAAAAAAAUGCUCAUGAUGAAUAAUAUACAGUAUAUGUCAGACUAUAGACAAACAAUCCAUUUAUUUCUAUAUAUAUAUUUUUUAUUUUGUACAUUUUUACCACCGAAAGUAUAUUUUAAUUGGAAGGAAUGUCCAGGUUUUCUCUGGUGUUGCCUGUAUUGUGUCUCUCUGGGUCAACAAGCCACCAUGAACAAUAGUACACAUAUACGUAUAUACAUUAGCUAACGAAGAGGCCUGACUAACUGUUUAGUUGUAGGAAGCUUGUACGUGCAUAGUGGCGUGCAGUGACCCUAUGCUGCUGCUGUUUGUGCCGAGGUGAAGACUCCCCUCAUUCCCUCAUGGACAAAACGAGCGAAACUUGUAAGGGAAGAAAACAAUCUUAAUCCUACAUACAACAGUUUUGCCUUGUGUUUCUCUGCACCUCGUAGCACAGAGCAUUAUUCUUCUGUGUCUUAGCUUUGAUCACCAAGGGGCCACGACAUGCUAUCAGUCACCUCCCAGUAAGCUACAUGCAGUCAUCCACCAGUUCCAUCAACACCAAAUAGUCGUCACCUGCCAUAUGGCCGCCAAAUGUAAGCAGACCUGAGUAAAGAAGCCAAAUAUUGCAUGCUAAUGUACAUCCCUGGAAAUGGCAGCGUCAAAACAGGCCACAUAAUAGUGAUAUGAUGCGUCUAUUCCCCUGGCAGUUGUAUAUUGAUGGUGUUGAGUGAGUGGCUACUUGGUGGUGGUGUGAUGGGUGUGUGUCGGUGUAUAGAACGUAUAGGGUUGAUUAACUAUACACAACAAUCUGUGAUUUACCAUUGUGGUUCCUCAAAAAAUUUUUUUGUGUGUGGAAUACUAGCUGUAAUAAUAGUAAUAAUAUUAAUCAUAAUAAUAAUAAUAAUAAUAAUAAUAAUAAUAAUAAUAACAGUAAAAUAAUAAUGAUAGUGUAUAUAGUGCAAGACAUACAAUGCUGUGAUGCUGUCUCCAUGCUGAUUAUCUUGGUUUCUCUUCUCAUAUGCUUCAAAUUGGGCCGGUGAUUAAGAUAACAGAGAUCUGACAGGGUAGAAAUGGGUGUCUCUCAUACUGUGUAAGGCCCGCGGUGUGUUGCCGUCUUACCACCUCUAAUCUUGUUGUGUUAUUCAUGUGGGGCUCCCCAGGUGGGUGUGAGGGGUCAGCUGGGAGGGGGCAUCACAGGUGUCUCAGAGGGAAGGGCCAGGUAACACACACCUGACUUGCCUCACUAUUAUAAAGUAUUGUAUAUUAAAAAAAAAAAAAAAAGAACUAAUGUGACAUGCGGUAUCAUGAGCUUGGUAUUGUAUAUUGGAGUCCUGAAAUGUGUUACUUGAUCAUGGAAAGUUUAUUUGACAGUAUAAUUAAAGUAAAAUAAUCGG